This is a messenger RNA of Biomphalaria glabrata, 1976 nucleotides long. Its product is annotated as glutathione reductase, mitochondrial-like. Gene Ontology annotation, cellular component: cytosol; mitochondrion. The coding region runs from base 53 to 1453 and encodes 466 amino acids. Lineage: Eukaryota; Metazoa; Mollusca; Gastropoda; Planorbidae. Gene Ontology annotation, biological process: cell redox homeostasis; glutathione metabolic process; cellular response to oxidative stress. The transcript has 12 exons. Gene Ontology annotation, molecular function: glutathione-disulfide reductase (NADPH) activity; flavin adenine dinucleotide binding; NADP binding. The record is from RefSeq and is a predicted model, not a curated record.
AACCGGAAGUUUACAUUGUUCACCGGUUACUGUAACUUUCACUACCGAGUUUAUGUUUCAAAAGCUGCUACGUUAUUUCUCUUCAACUUCAAGGAUGGCACCCAUUGCAAAGAAGUAUGAUUACCUCGUUGUUGGUGGUGGAUCUGGUGGUUUAGCCAGCGCAAGAAGAGCUGCAGAGUUUGGGAUUAAAGCGGCAAUAAUUGAAGAAGCUAGAUGGGGUGGAACUUGCGUGAAUGUUGGAUGUGUACCAAAAAAAGUCAUGUACUACACUGCUUCUCAUGCAGAACUAAUCCAUGAGCACAAAGGUUAUGGCUUUGAUGUUGAGUUCAAAGGUUUUGACUGGAAGCAAGUCAAAAAGAGCAGAGAUGAUUAUAUUAAGAGGUUGAAUGGGAUCUAUGAAUCAAACUUGGAUAAGUCCAAAGUAGAUAAAAUUACUGGACAUGCAAUGUUCACAUCUGAUAAAAGCGUAGAAGUCAAUGGAGAGCUAUAUUCUGCUGAUCAUAUUCUUAUUGCUACUGGUGGGCGCCCAUCCAUUCCAAGCAUACCAGGAGCAGAAUAUGGAAUCACUAGUGAUGGCUUUUUUGAACUUGAAGAUUUGCCAAAGAAAGUCGUUGUUGUGGGUGCAGGUUACAUUGCUGUGGAGCUUGCAGGCAUCUUCAAUUCACUCGGAUCCAACACUUCGCUCCUGAUACGUUAUGAUCAAGUUCUUCGUUCAUUUGAUGGAUUGAUAAGUAAAGGGGUCACAGAUAACCUGGAAGUAGCUGGUGUUAAAAUAAUGCGUCACACUGAGGUUUCUAAAGUGACUAAAGAUUCUGAAGGCAUCUUGACUGUAGAAACCAAUUCUGGUACAAUCAAUAAUGUGAACUGUUUAGUCUGGGCCAUCGGAAGAGUUCCCAACUCUGACAAUUUGGGUUUGGAUAGAGUAGGCAUAAAUAUAGACAAACACAACAAUAUAGAAGUUGAUGACUACCAGAAUACAAACAUCAAAGGAAUCUAUGCUUUAGGAGAUGUGUGUGGUAAAGCUUUACUUACACCAGUGGCCAUUGCUGCUGGCAGACGUCUAGCUCACAGACUGUUUGAUGGCAAAACAGAUUUGAAGCUGGACUACACAAACAUUCCAACUGUUGUCUUUUCCCAUCCUCCUGUUGGAACUAUUGGUCUGACUGAAGAGGAGGCAGAGAGAAAGUAUGGUAGAGAGAAACUGAAAAUCUACACCUCCAAUUUUCUGCCUAUGUAUUAUGCCAUGACUGAAAAUAAAGUCAGGUGCAAUAUGAAGUUGAUCUGUGUUUUACCUGAUGAGAAGGUCAUUGGAUUACAUAUGAUUGGUCAAGGUUGUGAUGAAAUGUUACAAGGUUUUGGCGUGGCCAUCAAAAUGGGGGCCACUAAGGCCCAGUUUGAUGAGUGUGUUGCUAUUCAUCCCACAUCAGCUGAGGAACUGGUCACAAUGCGAUAAGAAAAAAGCUAUCACUGGCUUAUUGACUUUGUUGAAAAGGAUUGAUACAAAUGGUGACCAAACUGGAUGUGUGUACUUUAAAUCCUUUUGUCAGCUCUUAAUUUAAUUUUUUUUUUUUUUCAAAAAAUCUAUUGUAAAUAUUAAAGAGUAUUUCAAACAGUAAUUAUAUUUUAAUAUACAAUUGAAAAAAAAAAAUUCUGGGUCUUAUAUAUAUAAUUCCUAAUAAAAUUUAUCAAAUCGUAUAAAAGUACAAAAAGGAUGAUUUUAUUCUGUUCUAUAGCCAGGUAUUUUUAGAUGAACAGAUGAAGCUCCAAGCAAUACUGUUCGUUUUCAGCUUUAUAUUUUUGUUUAUCUUUGAUGAUUCUAUUUACCAGGCUGUGUAAAUAUACUUUUGAUAAUGAUUGUAGUUGAACACGGAUGCCAUACUUAUAAUUUAUAACUUGCAAAGUGGCUUACAGUUGUACAAUGUUGAAAUGAUCAGUUUGUUAAUCAAAAAAUAAAUAUGUUUAUUUUCUACUUUUAA